Messenger RNA from Kluyveromyces marxianus DMKU3-1042, 1368 nucleotides. RefSeq names its product M20 family metallo-hydrolase. Gene Ontology annotation, molecular function: hydrolase activity, acting on carbon-nitrogen (but not peptide) bonds, in linear amidines. The transcript has a single exon. The record is from RefSeq and is a predicted model, not a curated record. NCBI's taxonomy places the organism in Eukaryota, Fungi, Ascomycota, Saccharomycetes, Saccharomycetales, Saccharomycetaceae. Bases 1 to 1368 code for a protein of 455 amino acids.
AUGACAACCAACACAUCAACUACAUCUAUUAAAGAAGAAUCAAGCAGUGGGACUAUAAACGCAGUGGGAAGUAUCCCAUUGAAGAUAGUUCCUGGUCGUUUGAACGAGACGAUCUUAUCUACAGGCCUAGAAUUUGGCGGUGUUGCCAGAUGGGGUCCAGCAAACUACGAGUUUGGUAUGAGAAGACUUGCUGGCACAGAAUUGGAUGGAAAAGUCAGAGAUUGGUUUGUAGAACAGUGCAAAAAUCUGGGUUGUACCAUCAAAGUGGAUCAGAUUGGUAAUAUAUUUGCUAUAUACCCAGGAAAGAAAUCAGGUACGAAGCCAACAGCGACUGGUUCGCAUUUGGAUACUCAACCAGAAGCUGGGAAAUAUGAUGGUAUCCUUGGUGUUUUGGCUGGUCUAGAAGUGCUUCGGACUUUCAAGGAAAAUGGAUAUGUUCCAAAUUUUGACGUUUGUGUAGUUGUAUGGUUCAACGAAGAAGGUGCGAGAUUCCCAAGAUCUUGUCUUGGGUCAUCAGUUUGGUCCGAUGAUCUAUCUUUGGACGAAGCUUACAAGAUUUGUUCAAUCAAUGAAGAUCAUCCAGAAACAGUCAGAGAAUCUCUCACGAACAUUAACUAUUUAGGUGAUACACCUGCAUCUCACAGUGAGAACUCAAUUGACGCCCAUUUUGAAUUGCAUAUAGAACAGGGCCCAAUAUUAGAAGAUGAAAAUAAAAGGAUUGGCAUCGUAACUGGUGUCCAAGCCUAUUACUGGGCUAAAGUCACCGUUUCUGGAGUUGGUGCGCAUGCUGGUACCACUCCCUGGAGGUUAAGAAAGGAUGCUUUGUUAAUGGCUUCGAAGAUGAUUUGUGCUGCAUCUGAGAUUUGCGAGAAGAAUGAAGCAUUAUUCACCACUGGUGUUAUGGAUAUCAAACCAUACUCUAUUAAUAUCAUUCCAGGCGAAGUCUCCUUCUCCCUUGAUGUCAGGCACACCGAAGAUGAUAAAUUGGAGGAAAUAGUCGAACAAAUAUAUGCAACCUUUGAUAAAUUGGUCAAAGAUAACAAGGGUGGUGAGUUAACUUACAAAAAGGAUAUCUUACAGGUUUCACCUGCGGUGAAAUUUAAUGAUAUUUGUAUUGAUUGUGUUACUCGUUCAGCGAAUGCUCAGUUCAAAACAGAAGAGGUUAGGACUAUUUGCUCAGGUGCUGGUCAUGAUUCUUGCCAAACUUCUAGACAUGUUCCAACCUCAAUGAUUUUCAUUCCAUCAAAGGAUGGUCUAUCUCAUAACUACUACGAGUACUCAUCUCCACAAGAGGUUGAAGAUGGCUUCAAGGUAUUAUUACAAACAAUUAUCAACUACGAUAACUACAGACUCACCAGAGGAUAUUAA